AUGGAAGAAGGCAAACCUCUAAAUGCUGAUUUCAAUGUCGAUUGUUCAACUUCUAAAGGGAAUGAAAAAAAAAAGAAUUUACUUGCACCGUCCCGUCAUCAUUAUUUAGGACUUUGCUUAGCUGCUCUAGAAAAGCAGCAAAAUCAUAGCAGCGAAACCAGUAAAGCCCUUCGGUUGGCAAUUGAACAAAAACAACAAUUACAAUGGGGAAGAAAAGGCUACGGGACCCCGAGAAGUCGCUCUCAUUUUGAAUAG
Messenger RNA from Clunio marinus, 255 nucleotides. NCBI's taxonomy places the organism in Eukaryota, Metazoa, Arthropoda, Insecta, Diptera, Chironomidae. The record is from the annotation of a GenBank genome assembly.